AUGUUACAUCCCAGUGUCCAGCCGAGUGUCGCUACGCCCCUGGCGGGAUGUUGGAUCCAAGCAACCUCGGGUUUCGCCGAUGUGAGGGAUUUCUGCCAUUGGUCAAUAGCAUAUAGCGCAUGUGCCGAAAUUGGAGGGGAAAUGAGAGACACAAAGGGAGCGAGGGAAAAUAUUCAGAGAGUAAAGCCUGUUGUCCGUCUGCAAGCAGAGGCGAAGGGAUUUCGUGUGAGGGGAGGGGGGGAAGGGAGCGAGGGCGAAACAGUUCAGGAAGGAAGCUCGGCAGCAGGCUGUGGGAGGGCGAAAGGGGGCAAGCGGCAAGGGCAAAGGGGAAGGGCGAAGGGGAGGAGCGAGGCGAGGAGGGAAAAAGUUGAGAAGGUGGAAGCGGCGAGGGCGAGGGGCGCCAAACCCGAACGGGCGACGGCAGGUUCGACGCGGCCAAUGGGCGGGGUCGACGGCGGCACGCCAGGCCCGUUCGGGAAGCGGCGCGAGGAUGAGGCUGGAUGCAGCCGCGUACUCACCGUCUGA
Paracoccidioides lutzii Pb01 is the source of this 525-nucleotide messenger RNA. RefSeq lists its product as hypothetical. The coding region runs from base 1 to 525 and encodes 174 amino acids. The record is from RefSeq and is a predicted model, not a curated record. The transcript has 4 exons.